AUGGCCGACUCCAGACCCAAGAAAGCCAAGAUCUGUCUCUGCAUAUUUCUGUGUCUUCUGGUGGCGGGGGUCAUCGCGGUGGUGGUCGGAGUCCGGAUGUGGCGCCACUCGUCCGAGCACAAGAAGUGGAACGGGACGGGCAGCACUGCCCAUUUUCAAGAAAUCGCCCUGGAGCGAUGCUACAACUACACGCAGUUGGUGCAGCCGGAGCUCAGAGAUAGAGACUGCCAAAAGAUCAGGGAGGCAUUCAGGAAUGCAUUUAUCUCUAAGGACCCCUGCAGUGCGACAGAGGAAGACUACCACCCACUGUUGAAGCUGGUGAAGCAAACUGUGCCUUGUGACAAGACAGUCUUUUGGAGCAAAACCAAGGAGUUGGCACAUCAGUACACGAAGGUCCAGCGAGAGAUGUUCACCCUGGAAGACACACUGCUGGGUUACAUUGCGGAUGACCUUAGAUGGUGCGGAGAUGCAGGCUCUUAUGAAAUGAACUAUCAGUCUUGUCCACACUGGAAGAAAGACUGCAGCAACAACUUUGUUUCUGUAUUCUGGGACUUGCUGUCCAAAAGGUUUGCAGAAAAUGCCUGUGGUGUGGCCCAGGUGGUGCUCAAUGGAUCCAUCAGUAACGCCUUUGAUAGAAAGAGCACUUUUGGACGUGUGGAAGUCCAUAACUUGAAUCCAAUGAAGGUUCAUACGCUACAGGCUUGGGUGAUCCAUGACCUUGGAAAAUUUCCCAGUGACUCCUGCUCGGGUUCCUCCAUAAAUGAUCUGAGAUGGAUUGUAAUGCAAAGGAAUAUCAAAUUUACUUGCCACGAUAACUACAGCUCUGUCAAGUUUCUUCAGUGUGUGAAAAAGCCUGAGGAUUCGUCUUGCAGAUGA
This is a messenger RNA of Lipotes vexillifer (Yangtze River dolphin), 876 nucleotides long. RefSeq names its product CD38 molecule (gene CD38). Gene Ontology annotation, molecular function: phosphorus-oxygen lyase activity; NAD+ nucleosidase activity, cyclic ADP-ribose generating. Gene Ontology annotation, cellular component: plasma membrane. Gene Ontology annotation, biological process: positive regulation of B cell proliferation. The coding region runs from base 1 to 876 and encodes 291 amino acids. NCBI's taxonomy places the organism in Eukaryota, Metazoa, Chordata, Mammalia, Artiodactyla, Lipotidae. The record is from RefSeq and is a predicted model, not a curated record. The transcript has 8 exons.